This is a messenger RNA of Anopheles gambiae (African malaria mosquito), 7488 nucleotides long. It is a transcript of the gene tok, whose product is annotated as protein tolkin. Gene Ontology annotation, biological process: proteolysis. Lineage: Eukaryota; Metazoa; Arthropoda; Insecta; Diptera; Culicidae. The record is from RefSeq and is a predicted model, not a curated record. The transcript is spliced from 11 exons. The coding region runs from base 1641 to 6452 and encodes 1603 amino acids. Gene Ontology annotation, molecular function: metalloendopeptidase activity; serine-type endopeptidase activity; calcium ion binding.
UCGUCCGGAUGGCUUCGUGUGCGCAACGGUUUUCGGAGGUGCCGUGAUUGCCCGGUUUCGUUCCUUUCUUUUUUGUGUGCAUUUCGAAUCUUUCGCCGUCGUUGUCCUCGCCGCACACCAAACCAGACGGUCGAGCGUGUACGCACUCGUGUCCUCAUACCACCACCGCCGCCACCACCUGUUCUUCUAAGCAAGCAAACAGCGCGAGGCGCUUCAUGUUUUCCCGUGCACCGUUUUCGUUUAAUUACUUGUUCUGUUUUUCCCCAUUUCCUUCGCGUUCUUUCGCUUUGUAAGGACUGUGUGUGUGUGUGUUAACACAGCGCGAGUUUUAAUUGUGCCCAUAAGAAAUGGGGUGAAACAGAAUCAUCGUUAGAGUGCCAAGGGAAAGAGAGAGGCAGAGAGAGAGUGAGAGAAAGUGGCAGUGAGAGGGAGAAAACAAACUGUUAGCAACAGCCUCCGCGAUUUCGCCAAACAACAGUGUGUCUCGUCCCGACGGACACACUCGCACAGACGGAUUCCUUGUCUGUCUGAUGCUGGUCUGCGCUGAUGCGCUACCCCGCGUCUUAUCAGUACGCAUAUCAUCAGUGGCCGUUGUGCGUAAGGGACGCGUGUGUUCACUCUGUGUGUGCGUGUGUCGGUCGGUCGCUGUGUGUGGCGCGCGUAAGCAAAGAAGAGCGGCUAAGUGCAACCAGCCUCGGACACGGCAAGGAAGUCGUCAUUCGCGCGGUCCGGGUGCGCGCGGAAGAGUGUGUGUUGGGCGACGGGGCGUGCAAUGUUUGUCGUUUUCCGAAGGUUUCACUUGCUUGCCCCGCACUGCUGCUGAGGUUAGCUGCUGUUGACGUUAUAUUGUGUGCGCCUGUUGAUUGGGUUCGACUUGCGAAGGAAGGAACGAUGUGCGCCAUCAAUCUUUUGAUUAAUUUCCACUGCUGAAACCGGUAAAGUAGUGCCGCUAGAUGGAGGCCCUCGUUCUUCGCGCCGUAUCGUUCCAGUGCAGUGGUUGCGGCACGGUUUAACCAUAACGGUGGUCCAAGUGCGAAUGAUCCGCGGUACCAAGGAUAAGAGAGGAAAACAAAUAAUCAAUAUAAUGUCGAUGCCGAUGCUGGCCGCCACCGCCGUCAUCACCGUCCCCGUCGUGCGUGUUGUGUGAAUGGGCAGGCCCCGGUGGAGCAGGUGAUAAGCGAUCCAAGUGCCAGCGGGUGAAGUGAAGUGCAGCCUAAACAAAAAGGAAAUCGACAAAAAAAGGAGUAGCAAUAAGAGUGCGUGCGUGUGUGUGUGCUCCCUCGCAUUUGGGGACAGAGUAUCGGAGGGUGCGAGAGUUUUUGGGGUUCACGCCGGAAAACGAGAUUGUGCACGUACGCAAUCUCUUGGCGAGGCACUUUCCGGCACUUCUGCCAACAAACUGGUGGAUAAUGUAACCCCCCCCCAUCGCCCUCUCUCGCUCUCUUUCGUGACUCGUGGUGAAUGAUUUUCCCACCUCCUCGUCCCACAUAUCGAUAAUUCCGUGCAGCUUGGGGAAAAGGGUGUGAAAAAAGUGAAAAAGUGCCGGGAAGAAAAACAGGGGAAAGUCUGCUCCACUGUGUCCUUCUGGGCAGAGUGUGUGUGUGUGUGUGCGUGAAGGAUUCGAAUUUGAACGAGUGACGAUGAUGGGGCUUCGUCCUUCGGAGUGCCGUGGCAACCCGCGCGAAGGUUGCCACCAUCGGCAGGCACCACCGGCGACGAUGGGAAACCGUAAACCGUCCCGGGCGACCGUUGGAGCACCGCGACCGUCCGGAUGGGUGCCGGCGAUCGUCAUGGUGAUCGUUGCCAUUAAUCAGCUUACCGAAGGGCUGGAGCUGAACGAAACGCUGAUAACGCGGCGGCAUCAGCAGCACCGGUACACGAUUGAUGAGCUGCUCGAUGCGCGCUUUCCCAAGAGCAUCUCCGGCGACAUCGAUAUGGACCCGUGCAAAUCGAGUGGAUUUAUGGGCGACAUCGCUAUGCCGAACGUAAAUUACGAAACCGAGUGGCAGCGACAGCGUAUGAACAAGAGCCUCGAGCAGGACAUCGUGAAGCUGAAGCAGGAAGUCUACCUCGAGGGGCUGCAGGUCGAGGAGGAAGGCAUGACGGAUAUGAUACGGAAGAAGACGAAACAGCGCGCCUCCACGCCGCUGUCCGGCAUGACGUCGGCCACCGGUGGGGCGUAUGCGCAUUCCGGCACAUCGUACGAAAGCGAAAAUUCCAUCACGGACAGUUCCGGCGAACCGCCGGUAAAGGCCACCAUCAUCGACAAUCGGGACAACAUAAUAGUUCCCCGCGAGCCCGAAACAACCUUUGCCGGUGGCGUUGGUGGUGACGGGGAACGUACAGGUGAGAAAAAAGCGACCACCGCAAACAAAAAGAAUGCGACCGGUGCCGUGCGGAACAUUGACCACGAUCGGAUCCAGUCCGACACGAAGGACAUCGUUAUCGACUCGAUCAGUGACAAUAUUAUCAGCAACAAUCACGUCAGCAGCCGGAAAGUGGCCACCUACGCCUUACCGACCAAGCCGCCAACUGCGGUGACUGCUGCCGCUGGGUCGCAUUCCGUCAGCACGGAUAGCCAUCCGGCACAGGUAGCAGCCGGAAGCAACGAAACUAAACCAAUGUCGAGCAUACUUGCGGUGGGGAAGCUUGCGAGCAGCGGCGGCAACGGAGAGCAGGAUGCAGUUGGACAGGCCGGUACGCGUAUCCGCAGACGUCACCGUCGUCGACGUCGACAGCAGCAACAUCCCCGGCUGCACGAUGCGGACCAUACCGGUGAUGAUCCAACGUCAAAAACCACAUCCGGCAAGACCCCACUGAACAACGACGGUACGGUGGUCAACAAAAACUCGUACCAUUCACGGUUGGAACGUUUGCGCGUGGAGCUCGGCACGGUAACGUACUCGGUGCGGGAUCGCAACCUCCGAUCGAGCCACCAUAACCCGCAUCACCAUCCGGACGAGGAGCCUCUGGCAGAACGUAGCUCACAAAACCGUACACCGAGAAAGAAGCGACGCCGGACCAGAGGUGAUAGCCCGCGGCGCAACCAUCAGCAUCAGGAUGUCAUCGCUAACGACGACCGAAAGCCGCCGCCGACAGCGAACGGCAACGAUGACGGCAAUAGAAGCGAACAGCGUGCAAACGUUGACAUCGAUAGGGCCAGUUCGGUGGACGGGAUGAAACAGCACGGUGAGGCGCACGGGUACGACAAGUCCUACCAUCCUCGCGCUCAACCACAGCACCAACAGCAUCGCCAUCGUUCUGAGCAUCAUCACCUGCACGAACAAGCACACGGAACGCACUUCACCCAUGCCGAGCCGAACGUAGGUGCCGACAAUGGUAUGAAUUUGCAUUUCCGACCGGACCAUAAAGCACCGGCCCUGGCGGGGAAAGCUCAAGAUCCACCCGAACCGCAGCACUUACCUGUUGAAGACGACAUCGACGACGACGAAGCGGACAGCGGCCACAUUUACUACGCAUCCGCGCGCGACGAGCACGAGCACCAGCAGCAUCAUCGCACGAUACGGGCGGCGACCGCCAAGAAGGAACGCAUCUGGGACUUUGGUGUAAUACCGUACGAGAUCGACGGCAACUUUAGCGGCAUGCACAAGGCCCUGUUCCGGCAGGCGAUGCGCCACUGGGAAAACUAUACCUGCAUCAAAUUCGUCGAGCGCAAUCCCAUUGACCAUCCGAACUAUAUCGUCUUCACGGAGCGUGCCUGCGGCUGCUGUUCGUUUGUCGGCAAGCGGGGCAAUGGGCCACAGGCCAUCUCGAUCGGUAAGAAUUGCGACAAGUUCGGCAUUGUGGUGCACGAGCUCGGGCAUGUGGUAGGCUUCUGGCAUGAGCAUACCCGCCCGGACCGGGAGAACCACGUCGUGAUCGAGAAGAACAAUAUCGUGGUCGGGCAGGAGUACAACUUCAACAAGCUGACGGAGGACGAGGUAAACUCGCUCGGACUGCCGUACGACUACGACUCGAUCAUGCAUUACGCACGCAACACGUUCUCGAAGGGUACCUAUCUCGAUACGAUCUUCCCGAUUGAGAUGCCCGGUCGCAAGCGGCCUGAAAUUGGGCAGCGGUUGCGACUGAGCGAGGGGGACAUCGCACAAGCUAACCUGCUCUACAAGUGUGCUAAAUGUGGACGCACGUUUCAGGAAAACUCGGCCAGCUUUACCUCCCCGACGUACUACUCCACCACACCGCCAACCGAACCGGAACGGUGCGAGUGGCGCAUCACGGCUACGCACGGCGAAAGGAUAGUGCUCAACAUAACCGAUCUGGAUAUUUACAAAUCAAACAGCUGCCGGUCGGAUUAUCUCGAGAUACGGGAUGGCUACUGGCACAAGUCGCCGAUACUGGGGAAAUUUUGCGGCUCCGGCAAGGUGAACGAGCUGAUCCGCUCCACCGGCAGCCGUAUGCUGCUCACGUACACGACCACCUUCCGGCAGGCAUCGAUGCGGGGCUUUGCGGCCAACUACGAAGCAAUCUGUGGCGGCGAUAUGAACCUCGAAUCGGGCGGGCGGCUCGAAUCGCCCAACUACCCCGUCGACUACCUGCCGAACAAGGAGUGCAUCUGGCGGAUAACCGUGCCGAAAGACUACCAGGUCGCGCUCAAGUUCCAAUCGUUCGAGGUGGAAAACCACGACAACUGCGUGUACGACUACGUCGAGGUGCGGGACGGCGGGUCAGCCGAUUCGCGGCUUAUCGGCGUGUUCUGUGGGUACAAAAUACCGCCCGACAUGAAGUCAACGUCCAACAAGCUGUUCGUGAAGUUCGUCUCGGACGGAUCGGUGCAGAAGGCGGGCUUUUCGGCCACCUUCAUGAAGGAGGUGGACGAGUGCGAGCACAUGGACCAUGGCUGCGAGCACGAGUGCAUCAACACGCUCGGGGGGUACGAGUGUGCCUGCUACAUCGGGUACGAGCUGCACAGCGAUAAGAAAUCGUGCGAAAAUGCUUGCGGAGGUCAGCUGGACACGCCGAAUGGCACAAUCCUAUCGCCGUCCUUCCCGAAGGAGUACCCGAUCAUGAAGGAGUGCGUGUGGGAGAUAGUGGCGUUGCCGCAGCACAAAAUCACGCUCAACUUUACCCACUUCGACUUGGAGGGCAACACCUUCUACCAGGCGUCCGAGUGCGAGUACGACUACGUGGCGGUGCUGUCGAAAAGCCCGGACGGUACGCUGCACAAGCACGGCUCGUACUGUGGGUACACCGUGCCGGCACCGAUUACGUCCGAGUGGAACAUCCUGCGGGUGGUGUUCAAGUCCGAUAAGACAAUCCAGAAGACGGGCUUUGCCGCCGUUUACUUUACCGACAUCGAUGAGUGUGCCGUCAACAAUGGCGGAUGCCAGCAGGAGUGCAAAAACACGGUCGGCUCGUACGUGUGCUCGUGCCGGAACGGGUACACGCUGCACGACAAUGGUCACGAUUGUAAGGAGAGUGGCUGCAAGCACGAAAUCUUUACACCGCACGGCCAAAUCCUCAGCCCCAACUAUCCGGAUUACUAUCCACCGAAGAAGGAUUGCAUCUGGCACUUUACCACGACGCCCGGCCAUCGGAUACGGUUGGUGUUCAAUGUGUUCGAUAUUGAGCCACAUCAGGAAUGCGCAUACGACCAUAUCGUCAUCUAUGACGGCAACUCGCCGGACAGUCACACGCUGGGCCGGUUCUGUGGUGCCAAAAUCCCCCACCCCAUCUCGUCGUCCUCCAACCAGAUGUACAUGGUGUUCAAUACGGACACUAGCGUCCAGCGCAAGGGUUUCUUCGCCAGCCACUCGACCGCUUGCGGGGGCCGCCUGAAGGCAACCGAGGUAAAGAACCACUUCUACUCGCACAUCAAGUUCGGCUCGGGCAUGUACGAAAAUGGGGCCGACUGCGAAUGGACGAUCGUGGCGGAUUCGGGCCAGAACGUGCAGCUCAAGUUUCUCAGCUUCGAGCUGGAGGAGGAAAAGAUGUGCUCGUACGACUACGUCGAGGUGUACGGCGGACUGGACGACGAGAGUGGCCCCCUGCACGGAAAGUACUGUGGCAAUGCGGUAUGUGUAACGGCUUUGCGUAGGGGAUGCACGUGGUUAUCCCGUACAGCGCCUUUCCUUUUGAUUGUCGCUUGCAUAUGGUAUCGCUCUAUCGCUAUAUUUUGCUUCUUUUUUUUCUUUUUCUUUCUGUGUUUUGUGUGCGUGUGUGCGUGUGUUUUCUUCUUUUGUGUUUUUCAUUUCCGGCAUUUACUACUACCUCCCCCCGGGUGUGUGUGUGCUUCCUUGCCGUGUGCUCUCUUGCCUUGUUUUUGUCUCUCUUUUUUCGGCGGCGCCAACAUCACCAUCACCACUACCAGAAUCCACCGGAAAUCAUCUCGAUGCACGAGGCGCUCAUGGUGCGGUUCCGGUCGGACGACACGGUUGGAUUCAAGGGCUUUUCGGCUGCGUACGUCGCCAUCAAAUCGAACGAUGACGUGCUGACCACCGACGAAGAAGGUUCUGAUAGUUCCGAUAUCAUCCCGUUUCCCGGUUCACUAAAAACAGUGUUCAUCAAACAGGGCGAAGAUAUGGACGAGGAGGAGGAGGACGACGAUAUCGAUUAUGAGAUCUACCCGAACCGACCGGCCAACAGUAAGGUGCACGUCGCGGUGCACAACGAAAUACGCUCAUCUCAGGCGAUUGACUGAAACAUAAUCAAAUACUUUGCCACGUAAGGUGGUGCAGUGCGCGCGCGCCAUCGGUAUCAUCCAGGCCACCGAUCCGCCCCAGUACACAUGCACGCAUCGAGAGGGAGAGGGGAAAAGAGAUGGAGAGAGACGAGAGAGACCCUACGCGAGCUGCCAACUUCAUGGACAAUAUACUAUCGACCUAACCGCGACGCGCGUUGUUCCACCAGCCAUACCAGCAGCCUCCGUCCACAAUGAGCAGAUUGUUAGAGAGGCCCCCUUGCUACAAUGGGGUUCAAGUACAGUACAGACGCAAACACCAACCGGUGUGGCCGGAAGUGCUAGUGGCAAGCAUGUUCUGUACUUGAGUUCUUUCCAAAACAGGUUCACUCAUUGCUGGACAUUAACUACAUUCGUCACAAUGGACGUGCUCAUGUCUUCCCCGUGUGUGGCGUAGGGGAUUAUUAGCCAAACAAAACGACCGUUUCGAGGGAGCGUGAAAUGGGAAAGAAGCUCCCCAAAUGUAGAUAGAACACAAACACUCACCCAGGGUAGGGGGGCGCUGGUUAGGAAGGUAUAAAGAGUCUCGUAAGGAACACAAUCGUGCAAAGGCGCGUUCGUUGAGAUAUGCGUGUACUCUACAGUGAACCAAAAUUGUAGUAAAUAAUUUUAGCAGCCAGUAAUGAGCCAUAUGCCUACGGAAUAUAUAUAUACAUAGAUAUAUAUACAUAUACAUAUAGUUAUAUUUACAUUACAAAAUAAGCCGGUAAGUCUUAUCGAAGAGAGCGUUCUCUAGCGAUUAAUGUGUUAGGCAAAUUACUACUAAAUAUACCGAAGACUCUGUUUUCCAA